Molecule: messenger RNA, 3456 nt
Organism: Aspergillus mulundensis
Lineage: Eukaryota; Fungi; Ascomycota; Eurotiomycetes; Eurotiales; Aspergillaceae
Gene: amdX
Product: putative C2H2 transcription factor (AmdX)
Exons: 3
Coding region: 1-3456 (1151 amino acids)
Biological process (GO): regulation of transcription by RNA polymerase II; DNA-templated transcription
Cellular component (GO): chromatin
Molecular function (GO): DNA-binding transcription factor activity, RNA polymerase II-specific; RNA polymerase II cis-regulatory region sequence-specific DNA binding; zinc ion binding
Source: RefSeq, a predicted model, not a curated record
AUGGAGGAUCUUUCCAGUAUCUCGGAGGUUCCUGGAGACGUUAAUGCAUCCAAGGACAAUUCCAAGAAGGAUCCCGUCGCUCCGGCCAACAUCCCCCCUCCUAAAACUGACAAACCACGUCCCCAUGGUUGUACGACGUGCGGUCGGUCGUUCGCUCGACUAGAACACCUCAAGCGUCAUGAGCGUUCUCACACGAAAGAAAAGCCAUUUGAAUGUCCAGACUGCUCGCGGUGUUUCGCUCGCCGAGAUCUUCUUCUCAGACAUCAGCAAAAACUGCACAUGACAACAACGCCUUCUUCGCGGCCCAGGAAUGCUCGCAGAGAAAGCACUGGCGCUGCUGGGACGGGGGCUGGAGCUGGAGCAAACCGUGUUCGCAAGAACUCCAUAGCCAGUAACUCUAGUAAUAUGCGCCCGCGGGCGAACACAAUCAGUCACAUUGAGGGUGCCGCGAUCGGGAUCGCGAAUAACACCAAUCCCGUGUCCGGAGCGGCUGGCCAUUCUGGCGGCCAUGCCUACCAUCCCAGUCUCGGUUCUUCCGUGGGCUCGAGCAUCGACUAUCGGGGCUACUCCUCCACCCACCAACCUGCUGUCAACGGGCUAGCAAAACUAGAAACGCAUGGGCUUCCCGUGGACCUUUCGGGAGGCUUGCGCACGGCGCCGGUCUACGGCAGCUUCGACUUCAACAUUCCAGACUUCAUGAGCCACGGAAGCACCAUCAAUCCCGCCCAGCUCCACUUUGGAGGUUCCCCGCAAACCUACGGGAACGACGCCCCCUCUUCCCCGUACGGUACCCACCAUAUGCCUCACGGGAACGACGCUAUCAUGGAGGACGACUACCACUUUGAUUGGAUGCAGAGAUUCGACCCAGCACUUCCAAUGGGUAAGAACAAUGAAUCUGCGAUCGAUGAGUCCUCGCCCUCGGCCAUGAGCACGGGUAGUCAGAGUGGAAUCAGCGAGCCCAUGAUGGAUGGAUCCAACCAGUUCUCAAUGCCGUCUGUGAGCUGGCAGUCUCAGUUUCCACCCCAUCCGGCGGUUGCCAGGCAAUUCUCCGAUUACACAACUAGCUUUAACGAUCUAGGCAUCCCACCUGAAACCGUUUCUCCCAAGUCCCUGAUGGCUCAAACCCCAUUCGCUGAGGCCUAUGCCACUCCUCCAUCCAUGACUUCGGUGGGCCAGCCCAUGCUAGGAGCACAUUCGCAGAGCAGUAUGUUUUCAUCCUCCAUGGCAACGAGCGCAGAUCCUCCUAAUCCUUUCAACCUACCUUUCGCGAAUAGUGCCCUACGAACUCACCAUGCCCCAGCCUCAACCGAUACCUUUACAGACUCCACACGACGGGCUCUAUUAGCCAGCAUGGCGCAGCCCGCAGGGUUCAGUCACCGCAAGUACUCUCAACCGGCUACCGAAAUGAUUCAAUAUCGCGAUCUCUACUCCCGUUUUUCCAGCCUCACCUCCGCCAGUCAAUUGCCUAGUACCGCAGAUAUGCAGCGAUUUAUCUCGGCGUACAUUACCUAUUUUCACCCUCAUCUACCGUUCCUUCAUAUCCCUAGUCUCAACUUUCAAGCGCCCGAGUAUACGAAUAAUCUGCGCACGCCCAGCGGCCACCUCAAUCUCAGUUCCACGGGCGUUGCUGGUGGUGGGGGCUGCUUGAUUCUCUCCAUAGCAGCAAUUGGCGCGCUAUACGAGCUUGACACAGCCGCCUCCAAGGACCUAUUCGAAGCCUCCAAGAAGAUGAUCCAGCUGUAUCUGGAGGAGCGUCGAAAGGCCGAUAUGUCCACUGCUGUUUCUCGCUCUUCCAAUACCCGCGAUAAUUCUGUCCACAACACUCCGCUUUGGCUUGUCCAGGCGAUGCUACUCAAUGUCGUUUAUGGCCAUACUUGUGGCGAUAAGACGUCCGCUGAUAUCGCAAGUACUCACUGCGCGGCCUUGGUCAGUCUUGCCCGGGCGGCCGAGUUGACUCGUCAUAUCGAUGCAAAGGACCUUCCUCAAGACUACUUGCACGCCGGCUUUGCAGGUGGCACCGAUUCGCAGGGCCAGGAUUUCGAGUCAGAUUCCUGGGCCCAGCCAUUUGGUCCUCCGAAAGAAAAGAAAGAUUGGUUGGAUUGGAAAAUCGUCGAGGAACGUAAGAGGACGCUCUUUGCGAUCUUCGCCGCCUCUUGUUUCCUUGUCUCGGCGUACAACCAUGCACCUGCUUUGACCAACUCGGAGAUUCGCCUGGACUUACCUUGUGAAGAAGACAUUUGGGCGGCGGAAUCUCCACAGGCCUGGAAGCAGAUGGGCGGUCAUCUCUCCUCGGAGAAGAAUGUUGCUUUUUCGUCCGCGCUUACUACGCUGUUGACUGCCGGUCGUCGCGCUCAGGGUUCCGCUGCUCCCUCAGACAAGAACGGCGAUCUCAGGCCGAGUUCUUUUGGCUGCUUUGCAUUGAUAUAUGCCAUUCACAACUACAUUUGGGAGACACGCCAACGCCAUAUGGGUCGGCAAUGGACGACAAGGGAGACGGAUGCCAUGCGAGCGCACAUUGAACCCGCUCUUCGAGCUUGGCAGACUGCCUGGACAACAAAUCCAGUGCAUAGUCUAGAGCGACCCAAUCCGUACGGCGCCGGUCCUCUCUCGGCUGACAGCAUCCCUUUGUUGGACCUCGCUUAUGUUCGGCUCUAUGUCGACCUCGGCCGCUGCAAGGAAGCCUUCUGGCAGCGAGACUGGAAUGCCAUGGCGGAUGAGUUGGCCCGUGGAACAGACAUGGACAAUUCUCUAGAUGGGAUUCCAUCCGACGUCUUAGAUCCUUCGAUCAUCGAAGAUGGGGUUUCACUGGAUGCUCGGCGUGAUUCAAUAGCCUCUCUUGGCGUAGGGGAGCUUGCUAUAUCCCACACUCCUACACAAGAGCGUCCUAUCCAACCCCUUCUAGGCGUUUAUCGACCCGGACAAACAAAACGCGAAAGACUCCUUCGCAGGGCUGCCUGUUAUGCAGCUGAUUCAUUCGCCAUGUCUGACCAGCUAGGCAACACUUUUGCAGACUUUACUUGCCGCGAAUUGCCCCUUCAAAGCGCCAUGUGCACAUUCGACUGCGCCGAAGUUCUUGCUGAAUGGGCCACGACAGUACAGGAACGAGUUGGACCGUAUCUCGGAAUCUUGAGUCAGGACGACAUUGAUUUCGAAAAAGCAGCACAGAGCAUGCUUCUCGAGGACGAGGACUGCAAGCUCCUGCAAAAGAUGAGGGAUAUACUCGCGAGUAUUGAACAGAAGAUGCAGAAGGACAUUCCAAAUGGCGUGCCUGCCUCACAAGGGUUACCGGAGGCUGCGGAAGGCGGCUUUGGUUGUAAGAUACUACUUGCAACGGCCGGUCUCCUUGACAGGGCCUCCGUAUGGCCUGUGAUGAGACUCAUGGCUCGUUCUUUGGAAUCUCAAGCCAUGCGCUUGAAGGAGCGCGCGGAACACUCCGUCAUGGGAUCGGUAUCAUGA